CGAGGUCCCGCGCACGGACCAGUGAAAGGCGUUUUCCCGUUCCCGCCCUCCGUCCCUCGCCGGCCAGCACCAUGGGAUGUAAUAUGUGCGUGGUUCAGAAACCGGAGGAGCAGUACAAAGUGAUGCUUCAGGUAAACGGGAAGGAGCUCUCCAAGCUGUCUCAGGAACAAACCCUGGAGGCCCUGCGCUCCUCCAAGGAGCCCCUGGUGAUCCAGGUGCUGAGACGAAGCCCCCGCCUCCGGGGGGACAGCUCUUGCCAUGACCUGCAGCUGGUGGACAGUGGCACUCAGACUGACAUCACCUUCGAGCAUAUCAUGGCACUGGGCAAGCUGCGCCCGCCCACCCCGCCCAUGGUCAUCCUGGAGCCGUACGUCCUGUCUGAGCUGGCCAAGGCAGGAGCAUCCUGGGACCUCGCUGCUGGAAGGUUGAGGUCCUCAGCUCCUCCUCCUCCAUCCUCUCUCUUCUGCCGUCCCAUCGUCUUCUGCCUCACAAGCAUCACCCCUUGAAUCUUCUUGCAUCCCUGUCUGUCUCACCCCUCUCCCUGCUCUGAACUUCCUCCAUCUCUUCGGCUUCUUUCUUUGGCCCGCUCGGACGAAGGGCCUCUCAUCCAGGCCUGAUGGCUCAUGACUGUCCCCCCCAUCAGCCAUGAGUAUUAUGACCCAGCGGAGUUCAUGGAGGGAGGCCCACAGGAGGCAGAUCGUAUGGACGAGCUGGAGUAUGAGGAGGUAGAGCUGUACAAAGCCAGCCACCGUGACAAGCUGGGCCUGAUGGUUUGCUACCGCACUGAUGACGAGGAGGACCUGGGCAUCUAUGUUGGAGAGGUGAAUCCCAACAGCAUUGCAGCCAAAGAUGGCCGGAUCCGCGAGGGAGAUCGAAUCGUCCAGAUAAACGGUGUGGACGUCCAGAACCGGGAAGAGGCGGUGGCCAUCCUGAGCCAGGAGGAGAACACAAACAUCUCCCUGCUGGUCGCCCGGCCUGAGAGCCAGCUGGCAAAGCGAUGGAAGGACAGUGACCGGGAUGACUUUCUGGACGACUUGGGCUCAGAGAAUGAAGGGGACCUGCGUGUGCAGAAGCUGAAAUCCCCCCCUGCCCAGCAGCUUGGAAAUGAAGAGGAGCAAGGGGCCCCCAAUGUGGGCCCAGGCCUGAGCAACAGCCAGGAGCUGGACAGUGGGGUGGGCCGGACUGAUGAGAGCACCCGAAAUGAGGAGAGCUCCGAGCAUGAUCUGCUGGGGGAUGAGCCCCCGAGCACCACCAACACGCCCGGCACCCUGCGCAAGUUUGGCCUGCAAGGGGACGCCCUGCAGAGCCGGGACUUCCACUUCAGCAUGGAUUCCCUGCUGGCUGAAGGGGCCGGGCUGGGGGGUGGUGAUGUCCCUGGCCUCACCGAUGAGGAGUACGAACGCUAUCGGGAGCUGCUAGAGAUCAAGUGCCACCUGGAAAAUGGCAACCAGCUGGGCCUCCUCUUUCCCCGGGCCUCUGGUGGCAACAGCGCCCUGGAUGUCAACCGCAAUGAGAGCCUGGGCCACGAGAUGGCCAUGCUGGAGGAAGAGCUACGGCAUCUGGAGUUCAAGUGCCGUAACAUCCUGCGGGCACAGAAGAUGCAGCAGCUGCGGGAGCGCUGCAUGAAGGCGUGGCUGCUAGAGGAAGAGAGCCUCUACGAGCUGGGGGCCAGUGAGCCCAAGAAGCACGAGCUGUCUGACAUCUCCGAGCUGCCGGAGAAGUCUGACAAGGACAGCACCAGCGCCUAUAACACGGGGGAGAGCUGUCGCAGCACCCCGCUGCUCACUGAGCCCCUGCCAGAGAGCCCCCUGAGGCGGGCUGCUGCUGGCAACUCCAACUUGAACCGGACCCCCUCCGGCCAUCCUGUUGCCACCCAUGCUAAGGCAGCUCCUCCACAGGGGAGCCCCUCCAAGUUCCGAUCCCUCUCCCGGGAUCCUGAGGUGGGGCGGAGACAGCACUCAGAGGACCGUGUCCGCCGCAGUCCCAAGACGGGGGUGACCCUGGAGCGUGUGGGCCCUGAGAGCAGCCCUUACCUCUCGCGGCGCCACCGAGGCCAGGAGAGCGAGCACUACCAGAGCUGUGUGCAGCUGGCCCCGCCACGUGGCCUGGAGGAGCUGGGUCAAGGUCCCUUGAGCUUGGCUGGUGGCCCUCGGGUGGGCGGAGCGGCGGCAGCUGCCACCGAAGCACCCCGCAUGGAGUGGAAGGUCAAAGUGCGAAGUGACGGGACCCGCUAUGUGGCCAAGCGGCCUGUGCGAGAUCGCCUCCUAAAAGCCCGGGCCCUGAAGAUCCGGGAGGAGCGCAGCGGCAUGACCACUGAUGACGAUGCGGUGAGUGAGAUGAAGAUGGGCCGCUACUGGAGCAAGGAGGAACGGAAGCAGCAUCUGAUCCGGGCCCGGGAGCAGCGGAAGCGGCGCGAGUUCAUGAUGCAGAGCCGGCUAGAGUGCCUGAGGGAGCAGCAGAACGCUGACAGCAAGGCUGAGCUCAACAUCAUCGCCUUGAGCCACCGCAAAACCAUGAAGAAGCGGAACAAGAAGAUUCUGGACAACUGGAUCACUAUCCAGGAGAUGCUGGCACACGGCACUCGCUCGGCUGACGGCAAGCGGGUCUACAACCCUCUGCUCUCCGUCACCACUGUCUGAGCCACCUAAAUGGGAGCCCGGCUGCUCCAGGGAGGGCCCUCUGCUCCGACCCAGGUCCACUGAGCCCCAGGGACCCUGUCCCCUACUCUCACUUAGAAUCUAGUGUGUGUCUGUCUGUACGCACGUGUGUGCGCACCUGUCUCUGUGUGUGUGUGUGUGUGUGUGUGUGUGUGUGUGUGUGUGUACUGGAUUUUGUACCAGAGAGAAGCCCCGAGGAGAAGGGGCACCGCUUCAGCGGUGUGCACGUUUGUGUGCGACACGAGCCCAGGCACAUGCACGUGCACACGCUCACACACACUCCUAGCAGAGCUCUCCCAGUGUGGAUACUUGGAGACAGGGAAGUUGAGCUGAAAAGGAAAAAAAGCGAGGAUUGUCCCAAGCACAAGAGAAUGUCCUGCUUAGAGCUCAGCACAGCUUCUCCCCCUGCUGGGAGUCUCCGCUAUUGUAGACAAAGGCAACCCUGAUUUUUGUGGUUUUUCUCCCUUUCUGUGCUUGCCACUUGUUUUACUGUUUUGUGGACCUGCCCUGGGGGCUGGCAGCUCCUUCAGACAGCCUGUCAAAGGUGGAACCCCCCUGUGAGGGCUGGGAAGGAAGUGGGUGGGGGGAAGGAAGCGAG
Messenger RNA from Rhinolophus ferrumequinum (greater horseshoe bat), 3255 nucleotides. RefSeq names its product PDZ domain containing 4 (gene PDZD4). Gene Ontology annotation, molecular function: protein binding. Lineage: Eukaryota; Metazoa; Chordata; Mammalia; Chiroptera; Rhinolophidae. The transcript is spliced from 9 exons. The coding region runs from base 624 to 2639 and encodes 671 amino acids. The record is from RefSeq and is a predicted model, not a curated record.